Molecule: messenger RNA, 793 nt
Organism: Leucoraja erinaceus (little skate)
Lineage: Eukaryota; Metazoa; Chordata; Chondrichthyes; Rajiformes; Rajidae
Product: tyrosine-protein kinase fyna-like
Exons: 2
Coding region: 36-506 (156 amino acids)
Biological process (GO): positive regulation of kinase activity; multicellular organism development; cell surface receptor protein tyrosine kinase signaling pathway
Cellular component (GO): signaling receptor complex
Molecular function (GO): transmembrane receptor protein tyrosine kinase activity; ATP binding
Source: RefSeq, a predicted model, not a curated record
AGCAUUUUGUACGGGAGGAAAACAUAUUUUUUUAAAUGACUCCUUGCGUUUUUCGGAAUACCGAACUCGCUUAUUGGGAUAGGGUGCUAUCCCGCAAUGGGGGGAAGGGACUCGGACUGUACCCGUUGCGGUGGAUAUUAAAGACUGUGAUCUCUCGUUUCUCAGGCGCUAAGUUCCCCAUCAAAUGGACGGCGCCGGAGGCAGCGUUGUACGGGCGGUUCACCAUCAAGUCGGAUGUCUGGUCGUUCGGCAUCCUGCUGACGGAGCUGGUGACGAAGGGGAGAGUCCCCUACCCAGGUAUGAAUAACCGCGAGGUGCUGGAGCAGGUGGAGCGGGGAUACAGAAUGGCCUCUCCGCAAGACUGCCCCAGCUCCCUGCACGAGCUGAUGGUCCAGUGCUGGAAGAAGGACCCGGAGGAGCGGCCGACAUUCGAGUACCUGCAGGCGUUCCUGGAGGACUACUUCACGGCCACUGAGCCUCAAUACCAGCCCGGGGACAACCUGUGAACUCUGGCCCCCGGGCCGACCCCGGCCCCCUCACCGCACGGUGGGCGCUUGUAUGGACACCAAUCCUGGCUGACCUCCUCCAGACACUGGUGGCUUCUCGUGCCAAGGCCCCAAACGCCCGCACAGGCCUUUUCAAAAUGGCCGCCUUGGCAACUAGGACCAAGGCUAUUUUUUUUAAAUCGUUCCGAAUGUUAGUAUUGUAUAAUAUUGUUUUAAAAAGAAAACGAUGGAAUUGCCAUCUCUAAAAUGCUACUUAACGCUGAGAAGCCCCUCCCCCCCCCCCCCCC